AUAUGCUCACACAUCAUAUAAUUUAUUGUAUAUUUUAUUAUCUUUUUAAAUAAAUAACGGUAAAGUUGUCGCACGCAGAUAGCAGUCAAUAAAAACCAAUAAUCCCUAUUGAUCACUGAUGAAAGAAACGAUUUACAUUGUUUGGUCACGUAAGAACUCACACUUUAUUGCGACAGUAUGGCGCAAGGCGUGUGAUCUUUUACGUGUGCCGCCAAAGACAAGGGAUGGUCCAAUGGGGCUCUCCGCUGACACUUCUCGAAGGACGCGGAGGCCUUUGUCGGAGCCGCCUGCGACGCUGGCAGGAUUGACCACGUCGUCUUCUCUCAUCAGUGCGUACGCACCAUUAGAAUUAGUAACAUCUCUCUAGAGUGCAUGAGCACCAAAUACUUUAAUAAUACACCCACCACACCGGAGACAGACUGCGAGCGACAACUGGACCAUUUUCACUACUACGAAAUACUUCAGUGUUGUUUUUUAUUUGGAUCCGUGUGAUCAACCCAUCAUAAUUUUGUUAAGACAAUUACUGGUUAACGAGUUCAACAGCGAAUAAGAAAUCAAAGUAAGACAACUUAUUAUUGUACACAUAUUGAUACAAUAGCGUAAUUAUAUGUGUGUGCAUGUAUGUAUAUAUAUAUAUAAAUAUAUAGGUAUACAAAAUAACAACAAUAAUAAAUAAAAAUAAUAAUAAAAUAACAUUAAUAAAAAUAAUAAUAUAAAAAAACAUAACAAAGUGCACAAUAACCAAAGAUGCUUUCAUUCAAUAUAAAAUUAUUAAUAACCUACAUAUGUUUAUUAAAACUCAGUCCUGUACAAACUUUCAUAGCUUACGACUGUGGGGGCCCACAAAUAAAUAUAAGCGCAUUUAACAGCAUCAAUGUGGAUUUCUGCGAAAAUCAAAAACCUACGGAAAUUGAGACAGUACCAAAAAUAAAAUUAUUGCAAAAGGUAGAAAUACAUCCACAAUAUUUUAAAUCGUGCUUCAUUUCCGUAGAUUACCUUAUAACGAGAUGUUCCACAUUUGAGGAUGCCCAAAUGGUAGAUGGGGGUUACUACUCUGAAAUAAUCGAACUAGGGCAUGCUCGAUGCGACGACCUACAUCAUAAAUUAAUUUAUCAAACCCCGUUAGGAGGCAUAAUAUCAGGAAUUCGAGUAAAUGAAACAUUCCUGACCUCACACACAAGUGGAGGAGUAUUGGAUAAAUAUGGAAAUUGCGAAGGUACUACUUUCACAAACGCUAGGGGUACAUGGAACAAUGUGGUAAUACAAGCCAAAUAUAAAAUCCAUUUAUCCGAGGGUAUAGCAUUAGCAAACACCAAAGAAAAUAUACUGAUCUUACCUACAGGGUCUAGACUAAAAUUAUCAGAGUCAUAUGGGCUUGACCAGUACAAGGGGGAGGUAAUUUGGACCAAUGAAAGGUCAGACUGCAGCAUCACAGAGUAUGAUGUACUAUACGAUGGACCAGCCUCUAUAGUUACCUCCAUAGGUCAUAACCAGCAAAAAAUUCAGACUUUUAUUGUAGAGACUACUCACAUUGCUUUCGCAUUAAAAAAAAUAUCCAUGACAUUUGCUUGCAACAUACCAGUUAUUCAAACCGAUAAUAAUCAAUUACUGAUACUAACUAAUUCUAUGUAUGUAAUCAAUUUUACACCCAAAAAAAUUCAACCAUUUAAUACCGAUUUACUAUCCUACAUAAAUACAAAGUUUGUUUAUUUAGAAUACACUAUAAAAAGAACGGUCACAAAUCUCUAUGAAGACCUAACCAAAAAACAGUGCAAUCUAGAGAGACAAAUUCUUUUACAAAAAUUAACACUUGCCUCUUAUAGUUUAUCUGAAUUUGCAUACACCAUUGGCGAUGGACCAGGAUACGUAGCCAUUAAAAAUGGUGAGAUUAUUUACUUACAAAAAUGUAAACCCGUAAAUGUAGAAAUUUCAGUACAAACUUCAUGCUUCAAUGAACUUCCAGUUUCAUAUAAUAAUAAGACACUUUUCAUGACACCAAAAACUCAUAUAUUACAAACUUAUGGCACUCAAAUAGAUUGUAAUGAAUAUUUACCUCCCGCAUUUCAAAAAAAUGGAAAAUGGUUCUCCCUCACACCAAAACCGCAUAUGGUAAAUAACCCGCAAACAUUAAAACCAGACACCACCCUAACCUGGUCUUACGAAAGUUCCGAAAAUUUCAUGACGGCUGGCAUAUAUACACCCGAUAUUAUGAAGGCACUGCAAAAUCAUUUAAUGUUCCCUCAGGAAUCUGAGACAGUGCAAAGAAAUUUAAUUAGACAAACAUUAGGUCAUAGUGUAAUAGAUCAGGGCAUUAAUGUAAAAAAUCUAAUCGAUGAACAAACCUUAAGUAAAUUAGUCCAUCAGGAAAUAUAUAACAUAUGGGGCUGGUUCACAAGUUUCGGAAAUAUAAUGUCAGGUGCACUAGGUCUAGUUAUUAUAGGUAAAAUGAUCUUAACAUUCAUAAACACGGGACUAAAUGUAUCACUAUUAUAUAACACAUUUGGGUGGAGCAUCAAAUUGAUCGGUGGGUUAUUCUCAAAUGUAACUCAUCACUUAAUGCACAGUAAACAUAAAAAACAGUACAACUCUAAAACUUCCGAAUAUGAAUCAAUAGAAACAGAAACAGAAACACGAAAUAAAAAAACCGAAGCACCACUAAUUCCAUACCAUAGAAGACUCUCAGUAUAAAAAAAAAAAAAAAAAAAAAAAAAUGUUGCACUAAAUUUAAGCUAUUAACAAUUAAAAUAAUAUAAACUGUAGAAAGGUAUAUAUAUAUAUAUACAUAUCAAAAAAAAAAA
This is a messenger RNA of Rhopalosiphum padi (bird cherry-oat aphid), 2798 nucleotides long. RefSeq lists its product as uncharacterized. The transcript is spliced from 2 exons. Bases 748 to 2688 code for a protein of 646 amino acids. Lineage: Eukaryota; Metazoa; Arthropoda; Insecta; Hemiptera; Aphididae. The record is from RefSeq and is a predicted model, not a curated record.